AAAAAACUAUCGGUGGAAAAAAAAAGGAAAAGGUUCCCAGGAAUAGGGUUUUUGAGUUUCUCGAUAAUUUGUGAAAACAGACACAGAAACCUUCUGAGUUCUGACGGCUGCUCCGUUACUUUCAUCAAAGCAUUUCCGAGUAUCUUUACCAUCUCCGUCGUCUCAAUCCAGGUCCUUGUAUUAAGCUCUCCCGCUAAAGAAAGAUGACGUCUCGUUUUUUCGCUCAGGGUGGAAGUGAAAGUGAAGAUGAGAGUGAUUUCGAAGAAGAGAUCCAGGAGGUUCAGAAUAACGACAUCAAUAACCGUUACCUUCAAGAUGGCAGUGUCUCCGAUGAUGAGCUCGAUACUAAACGUGUCAUUAAGCCUGCAAAGGAUAAGCGUUUCGAGGAGAUGACCAACACUGUGGAUCAGAUUAAGAAUGCCAUGAAGAUCAAUGAUUGGGUUAGCCUUCAGGAAAACUUUGAUAAAGUCAACAAGCAGCUUGAGAAAGUUAUGAGGAUCACAGAGGCUGUCAAGGCUCCGACUUUAUAUAUCAAAACCCUUGUGAUGCUGGAGGAUUUCAUGAAUGAAUCUCUGGCGAAUAAGGAAGCGAAGAAGAAGAUGAGCACUAGUAACUCCAAGGCUUUGAACUCAAUGAGACAGAAACUGAGGAAGAACAAUAAGCUGUACGAGGAAGAUAUCAAUAAAUAUAGGGAGGCUCCAGAAGUUGAGGAUGAUAAUGAACCAGAAGAGGAGGAUGAAGAAGAUGAGGAAGAGGAGGAUGAGUCUGAGGACGAUGUUAACGAAGAGGAUGAGUCUGGAGAGGAGGUGGAGGAACCUGCUGAUAAUCGCUGGGAGACGAUGCUAAACAAAAAAGAUAAGCAAAUGGAGAAGCUGCUUAGUAAAGAUCCUAAAGACAUCACUUGGGACUGGGUCAACAAGAAGUUCAAAGAAAUCCUGGCUGCUCGUGGGAGGAAGGGAACUGCUCGGUUUGAGCUUGUUGAUCAGCUUACACACUUGACAAAGAUUGCCAAGACUCCUGCGCAGAAGCUCGAAAUCUUGUUUAGCGUUAUUUCGGCACAGUUUGAUGUGAAUCCAGGUCUCAGCGGACACAUGCCUAUCAAAGUCUGGAAGAAAUGCGUGCUGAACAUGCUCACCAUACUGGACAUUCUUGUCAAGUACAAUAACAUUGUUGUGGAUGACUCGGUUGAACCUGAUGAGAAUGAAACUUCAAAGCCAGCAGAUUUUGAUGGAACAAUUCGGGUCUGGGGAAAUUUGGUUGCAUUCAUAGAGAGGAUCGACACUGAGUUUUUCAAGAGCUUGCAGUGCAUUGAUCCUCACACCCGUGAGUAUGUUGAGAGGUUGAGGGAUGAGCCCAUGUUCUUGGCCCUAGCUCAGAACAUCCAGGACUACUUGGAGCGGAUGGGUGAUUAUAAAGCUGCUGCAAAGGUAGCCUUAAGACGAGUUGAGUCAAUAUAUUACAAGCCCCAGGAAGUUUACGAUGCUAUGAGGAAUUUGGCUGAGUUCAUUGAAAAAGAUGAAGAAGCUGAGGAGGCCGAAGAGGAAAAUGGACCUCCUUCUUCAUUCAUUGAAGUUCCAGAGGUCGUUCCCCGUAAGCCUACCUUCUCAGAGAGCAGCAGAGCGAUGAUGGAUCUUCUUGUCUCCCUUAUCUACAGAAAUGGAGAUGAGCGAACCAAAGCCCGUGCAAUGCUAUGUGAUAUCUAUCACCAUGCUUUAAUGGACAACUUUGUGACUGCUAGAGACUUGUUGCUGAUGAGUCAUCUCCAAGACAACAUUCAGCACAUGGACAUCUCAACGCAGAUUCUCUUUAACAGGACCAUGGCACAGCUUGGUCUUUGUGCCUUCCGGGCUGGAAUGAUCACCGAGUCCCAUAGCUGCCUCUCCGAGCUGUACUCUGGUCAAAGAGUGAGGGAGUUGCUUGCCCAAGGUGUCUCGCAAAGUCGAUAUCAUGAGAAGACACCAGAACAGGAAAGGAUGGAAAGGAGAAGACAAAUGCCGUACCACAUGCACAUCAACCUCGAGCUCCUGGAGGCUGUUCACCUCAUCUGUGCCAUGCUUCUUGAAGUCCCAAACAUGGCAGCAAACUCGCUUGAAGCAAGACGCAGAGUGAUUAGCAAGAAUUUCCGUCGCCUGCUUGAGAUCAGUGAGAGGCAAGCCUUCACUGCACCGCCUGAGAAUGUACGUGACCAUGUCAUGGCAGCCACCAGAGCCCUGACCAAAGGGGAUUUCCAAAAGGCGUUUGAAGUUUUGAACUCUCUUGAUGUCUGGAGACUGCUCAAGAACCGGGACAGCAUCCUCGAUAUGGUGAAAGCUAGGAUCAAAGAAGAGGCUCUAAGGACUUACCUAUUCACAUACUCGAGCUCCUACGAGUCCUUAAGUCUUGAUCAGCUGUCUAAGAUGUUUGAUGUCUCUGAAGCUCAGGUUCACAGCAUUGUGAGCAAGAUGAUGAUCAAUGAGGAGCUUCAUGCAAGCUGGGACCAGCCAACACAAUGCAUUGUCUUCCAUGAAGUGCAACACAGCAGACUACAAUCAUUGGCUUUUCAGUUAACCGAGAAACUCUCGGUUUUGGCAGAAAGCAAUGAAAGGGCAAUGGAGUCUAGAACCGGUGGAGGUGGUCUUGAUCUGAGUUCAAGGAGAAGGGACAACAAUCAGGACUAUGCAGGAGCGGCAUCAGGUGGUGGCAAAUGGCAGGACAACAUGAAUUAUGGACAAGGAAGACAAGGUAAUAGAUCUGGAUAUGGUGGACGAUCGUCUGGACAGUCUAGAGAGUGGUCUGGCCAGAACAGAGGAGGAGGGUAUGUAGGAAGAGUUGGUUCAGGAAACAGAGGUGGUAUGCAAAUGGAUGGCUCAAGCCGUAUGGUGAGUCUUAACCGUGGUGUUCGUGCUUAAUGAGGAUGAAGAGAAAUCUUCAAGCAGUGUUGACCUUGGGAGCUCUUUUAAGACAUUCUGUUAUGUUUUUUGUUUGUCGUUGGUUGAUUUUUGGAUCUUUUGCUUAAGAACAUUGAAUUACUUGAUUCUCUGCAAAUGGUUUAAGCUAAUGUAGGGAAAAACUUGUUUCAGACUCGUUGGAGAGUUUUGUUUUGUUCACAGCUUCAGCCGACUCAUAUGUAACAGAUUCGCCAAAAUUUUGUGCAUUUUUUGUUUUGA
This is a messenger RNA of Eutrema salsugineum, 3146 nucleotides long. RefSeq names its product eukaryotic translation initiation factor 3 subunit C. The record is from RefSeq and is a predicted model, not a curated record. Gene Ontology annotation, biological process: translational initiation. The transcript is spliced from 4 exons. Gene Ontology annotation, molecular function: translation initiation factor activity; translation initiation factor binding; RNA binding. NCBI's taxonomy places the organism in Eukaryota, Viridiplantae, Streptophyta, Magnoliopsida, Brassicales, Brassicaceae. Gene Ontology annotation, cellular component: eukaryotic translation initiation factor 3 complex. The coding region runs from base 204 to 2888 and encodes 894 amino acids.